AUGGAAGGAAUUCAUAAUGUGAAUCCUUGGGAUUGCUUCAAAUCGAUCGAAAUCACCACCACCACCAUGGUUUCAACAAUUUCCAACAACAACGAUCCUCUUUUCUCUUGCAUCAUCACUGUUUUCAUUUUGAUCCUCCUUUAUUUCCCACAUAGAUUUUUUUCUCUAAGAAUCCUUUUCUCUCCCGUCCUUGUUUUAACCGCUUCGCUGUUGUUUUCCCUCCUUCGUCUCGGUGUUACCCAGAGAACCCAAACGGAAACCGCCGGGAAAAUUAUAAGCCCCGCUGUGCCCGAGGAAGAAGAUAAAGAAGAAGAAACGGAUUCUUCCCAGGGAGAGCUCAAAUGGGAGAAAUGCAAAAAUGACCCAGACCUUACAAUACGAAGCUUUGAAGAAAUGUUCGUCGAAUGGGACGUGAAAGCUCCGUUAGAGGUCAUAUAUGAAGAAGGAGACGAAGAAGGAAAGGAUCCGGAUCCGAAUCAGAAUCAGAAUCAAGAUCAAAAUCAGACCCAUGGUAUUGAAAGGUACCCAUCGUUAUCACUUUACUACCCGGAAUCGGACUCGGAUAGUUCUUCUUCUACGUCGGAGGAAACGGAUUUUCCGGAGAUCGGAGAAUGGGUUUCGUCGGAGAAGAUUGGGUACAGGUGGGAAGAGGAAGAUAAGGAAGGGUUGAUUGAGAUAGUACUUGAUAAAAGAGAGAUUGAUUUUCAUGGUGAAGAUGAUAAUUUGAUAGAGAUUGAUAUUUCUUAA
Molecule: messenger RNA, 747 nt
Organism: Gossypium raimondii (Peruvian cotton)
Lineage: Eukaryota; Viridiplantae; Streptophyta; Magnoliopsida; Malvales; Malvaceae
Exons: 1
Coding region: 1-747 (248 amino acids)
Source: RefSeq, a predicted model, not a curated record